Temnothorax curvispinosus is the source of this 2068-nucleotide messenger RNA. It is a transcript of the gene IFT57, whose product is annotated as intraflagellar transport protein 57 homolog. Lineage: Eukaryota; Metazoa; Arthropoda; Insecta; Hymenoptera; Formicidae. Gene Ontology annotation, biological process: intraciliary transport; non-motile cilium assembly. Gene Ontology annotation, cellular component: intraciliary transport particle B; Golgi apparatus; centrosome. The record is from RefSeq and is a predicted model, not a curated record. The transcript is spliced from 9 exons. Bases 842 to 2068 code for a protein of 408 amino acids.
CUCGCCAGGCGCUAUAUAAACGAACUCUACCGAUCUAGGAGCACGUGCGAGAAACGGGCGAGUUCUCUUCUCGAUGCCGCGGACGAGUAUGCCGCGAUCGAAAAUCGUUCCGCGUACCUUCGCAAAAUGUUACGCGAACGCGGAACGUCAUUAUCGCAUCGUUAACAACAAUUUCGCGAUUAUUAUCUAAAAAAUCGGACGCAGCGAAGACCAGUCUUUAAGAUAAUGGCCAUCUAGUGGCAGACCGUCGCUUCUUCUUUGUCAUGUUAAAAAGAAAAAAAAACAAAGCGCUGUGCGUAGCACAACAUCGGCUGAUCGCUGAACUACCGCUGAAACCACGCUGAAUGGUUGAACGCAGGCGCGUGAAGAAUGAAUGAAUAACGCCACGAGUUCGACGCAAUGUCAAAAAUGUAAUUGGAAAGCAAGAAACUGCGGAGAUGAUGAGCGAACGUUUAGAAAAUAGUCACGGGACUAUUAGUGAGAAUUGAACCGACGAGAUUUUUUGUUUAAAUCAGCGUGACUUCUCGACGAUCGAUUCCCGAUUGAUCGCCCACUAACUGUCCGGGAAUUACGUGGCCGACGAUCCUCGAUGUAAAAGGCCGACUUAACCUGAACCUGAACCUGAACCUAUUCUCAUCGAUGGAUUACAUUUUUUUGUACUACGACAAUCAAUCAGUCAAUUGUUUAAUCAACUAACGUAUUACAAUCUCUGUUGGUACAAAUGACACAGUAUGCUGCCGUUUCUUGGAGUAUCGGAGUUCAGAGGCGAACGUCACGCGACGCAAAGCUGCUGCUCUGCGACUAUCUAAAUUAAUAGAAAAUAAAUUUAAAAGGCAACGACAUGUUUCGGGAUAGCCAAAAGAUCGUCGUGGAGGACGGGCUCGCCCCGUCCGCACCGUACGUCAUAAACAUUCGAAUGGAAGAUCUGUUGGAGAAAUUGAAGCUGCUGAAUUACGACGCGGAAUUCGUGCACGAGCUAAAAAUGAAACCGAUCAACAGGCAUCACUUUGUAAUUCCAACAAAUCCCGGUGAGCAGUUUUACACGUUUACCUGCCUGGCCGCGUGGCUGAUUAGAAAAGCUGGGAAAAGUUUUGAAAUGCCGCAAGAAUCGGACGAUCCUAAUUCCACGAUAGCUCUGAUCUUGGAUUAUCUCAGGGAGGUCGGCAUACCUGUGGAAUUCCCACCCAAUAAGCUUAAGCAAGGCAGCGGGGAACACGCGGUUUACGUUUUGGAUAAUUUGGCUGAUAAUGCUUUGAAGUUGGCAGAAUUCAAAUGGAAAAGGGUAAAUAUCCCACCCGAUGAGCCUUCUCCAGAACCGGAAAUUGAGGAUGACGACGCGGAGUUGAUCUUGGAGAAAGUGGAGGAGGAAAUGAUGGCCGCGGAGUAUGACGACGAGGAUCAAGAUGUCUUGCACAUAGACGACAUUACGAAGCUUUAUGGACAAAAUACUAGCGAGACGCAAAAGCUAGACAGCAUUUUGGAAUCUACGACUAAUAGGGAAGAGUGGCAAUUAGAAUUGGAAAAAGUUCUACCUCGUUUGAAAGUGACCGUUAAGACAGACUCGAGAGACUGGAGAGCGCAUCUCGAGCAGAUGAAACAAUUGCAAACGAAUAUUGCGACUAAUCUGACCGGCACGAAGGCUCACUUGAACAAAAUCUACACCGAUAUCGGAAAUACUUUAGACAAGAUCAAAACUAGAGAAACUUAUCUUAAUAGGCAGCUCGAACCGUCUUUAACACAAUACCGCUCACUGCAAGAAGAAUUAUCAAAAAUCAAGGAACAGUACAGAGACGUUAGUGGCGGCGUUACCGAACGGACGCGGAUGCUUAAUAAAUUAAUGGAGGAGUUGGAACACAUAAAGAGAGAGAUGGAUGAGAGAGGAUCCAGCAUGACAGACGGCACGCCGCUUAUUAAUAUAAAGAAGACAAUCACGAGAAUGAAGAAUGAGAUUUCCGAGAUGAAUAUUCGAAUCGGCGUGUUGGAAUACAGCUUGAUGUGCGCGCGAGUACGGGAUCGGACGCAGCUGCGGGAGGACAUGAACAGCACGAGUGCCUCGGUGAUAAUUUAA